AUGCUCCGGGUUGCACGCAUCGUUGUGGGGCUAGAUGCGAAUGUGGACAGUCCGCGCGUAACCGAGUGGCUUCAAGCGGUCCGCCCAAACACUCUGAUACACGCCAUUUGGAACACGGGAGCUCGCGAGUCGGAGCGGACAGCUACUAUUUGGCCUAUGCCCUCCUCGGGGAAGCUGGAGGCCCGGUUUGCUCCGAUCAUUAACCAGAUUCUCGACGAGGUGGAGGCUGGACAGAACAUUUGGGGCUUUGGAGUGGUGAACAGAUUGGCGGAGCCGCUGGAUAAAGCCAACGACCUUAGCGAGGCGAAUGAUAUCCUUCCCACGAAGGACUGCCUGAAGGUUCGCGACCAAGCCAAGCACUGCGUCGUGUUUGCAUACCGCCUGCUGGCUGAGAUGCUCCAGAUCGACCCCAAGGAUUUCGACCGUCUGCAACUCGGAGCUUCUUACCACGUGUCUGAGAAGAACCUCCAAGCUGCUUACUCCAAACUGAUCGAGUCAAACCUCUACACAGCAAAGCUUCGAUACGAGAUAAAGCAGAAGGUGAAAAAAGACGAGAACGGCCAGCUGAAGAUGACGGAGGCAUUGAACCGCAACGUGGUUAAGUCAAUCCUCGAGAAGGGUUUAGGGCUGAAGUUCGUGAAGGUGGCGGGGAAAAAGAGCAACAACAACGCCGUCGACCUGAUUGUCAUCACGUGUGGCGAUACGUACAGACCGCUGUCCAUCUUGUCUAACCUGCGCUUCGAUCUUGGAGAGGGCGGUGACGAUCUGGAUCUCGAGGUUCACUGCUUUGACGGUCAUAAGAAGAGCACGCUCUUCCAUGCUAGCAAGUUCGACCAGAUAGUCACCCUCCUCGAUGGCGCAAGGGCGGUAGACCUCCGCCCUGAGUGCGCGGGGCUCGUGGCCGAUUUCUUCGGGAUCGAGGGCCCUAAGGUCGUGGAUGAAUUCAAGCACCUGAUAAUCCAUGGGGAAGGCCUGGUUGUAUUCCCGAGAUACAACUACCAAUUUGAGGGAACUGGCCAGCGCCCAACAUCGGUCACCUGUGCACGAGGCCUCGGGACCAUCAUCAAUCUCCUGCCGGGCAAGAGGGCUGCUCAGUUCCGCCUCAAAUGCGCCGACGUCGUCGUGCGUUAUUUUGGUGGGGACGAGACCCUCGUGGGAGAGAUCAGGCUCAACAGGGAGGCGCAGAGUCAGCUGCCAAAGGAGCAUCCAUCCCGCGUCUUCGGCGAGAUCGUGGAGGCCGAGGGCAAGAAGGCGGAUCCCGAGGAGCUCGACCUGAUGAAGAAGAUCAAGAGGCAGAAGCUCGAGACCGAGCGACAGAAGUUGGAGAACAAGCGAGAGAGGUUGGAGAAUGAGCUGGCAGCCGAGAAUGUGACGUUUGGGCUAUGGUUAAGUGUAACCACUCAAACCCACAAAUCUAAACGACGCUCACCCAUUCAAUGGGUACGCGACGCGUGUCAAUCUAAGUCCACUAUCAAUUAG
Klebsormidium nitens is the source of this 1479-nucleotide messenger RNA. Lineage: Eukaryota; Viridiplantae; Streptophyta; Klebsormidiophyceae; Klebsormidiales; Klebsormidiaceae. The record is from the annotation of a GenBank genome assembly.